CUGCUCUAUUAUUUUUAUUCCGCUUUGUGUGGAAUAAUAAUUAGAAUAAUCUAAACAACAAUAAUAGUAACCUUUUACUGCUAUAAUUAUUGUUUAAAAGGAUGUUAUUUUCUGAAAUUAUAAUAUCUUGGCAUCUGAUCCCAUUUCAGUGUAACACGUCUAAUUUAUUUAUGGAAUGAUGAGUUAAACAAGUGAUGGAAAACUGAAAAGUUCUUUUAGUUGAAUAAUUUUUAUCCAUUUUCAAAGGUACAAGAUGACAACUCGGAAUCCCACGACUCUAGUAGCUGUUCCAAGCGAAGAAAAUUUUGAUUUUCUGUUCAAAAUUGUUUUAAUAGGAGAUUGUGGUACAGGAAAAACCUGUGUGGUGCAAAGGUUUAAAAAUGGAACUUUCAUUGAACGUCAUGGAAAUACAAUAGGUGUAGAUUUUUCUAUGAAAACAUUAGUAAUAGAUGGUAAAAAAGUGAAGUUGCAAAUAUGGGAUACUGCUGGUCAGGAAAGAUUCAGGACCAUUACCCAGAGUUAUUAUAGAUCUGCUAAUGGUGUAAUAAUAGUUUAUGAUAUUACAAAGAGGUCAUCUUUUCUUUCUGUUACUAAAUGGUUAGAUGAAGUCCGAAAAUAUUCAGGUAGCUCAGUGCUUUUGGCACUGGUAGGCAAUAAAGCUGAUGAGGAGAAUUUACGAGAAGUAGAAUUUGAAGAAGCAGAAGCUAUGUGUCAAUACAUGCCAGAAGUACUUUUUGUAUUAGAAGCUAGUGCUAAAUCGAACACAAAUGUGGAAGAAGCGUUUCUAUAUCUUGCAACAGAAUUAAAGAGGAGGCAUGACAAUGGAAUUUUACAACAAUCUGAUGAAGAUACUGUAAGAUUAGGAGAUGCUAGAACAGUUUCUAAAUGCAGCUCAUGUACAAAGUUCUAAAAAAGCCCAACAUGCCUUUCAGUGCCUUAUAUCACUAGUGCUGUAAUACUUAUUGAAUAUUGAGCUUUAAGCGUUUAUUAAUAAAUACGUAAUUGAGAAAGUAAUAACAAUUUCAACUGAUUUUUGAAGAUUUUUUUUUUAUUUUUACAUCAUACUAUAUUCAAUUUGAAUAGUGAGUGCAAUAAUUUUUGACCUUAUUUGAAUUUCAUUAUGUGGUGAUAUUUACAUACAUAUUUAUAUAUAAAUUACAUUUUACUCUUGCAAGUUAAAUAAAUAGUACAAAGCAAGAUAAUAUAUUAUAAUUAUUUAAUUAAAUAAUCUGAAUUGAGUGUGUCAUUGAUCAAGAGUUUUUGUUCAAAAUAUAUAUUUUGUAGUUUGAUCAAUAUUGGUGUGAGAAUAUUAUAAAAUGCUAAUAAAUAGACUUGUUAAAACCAAUUGAUUUAUUGAGUUCAGGAAUUUAUUUUUUAUUUACUGUUAUUAUGGAAGCAUUUAGUUUGAUUUCUGCAAAAUUUGUUAGAUAUUCUCUGUAUACCUAUCCAUUGAAGAAAAUUUCUGAAUUGAAUGUAUUAAAAAAGUUAUGAAGAGUUAAUAUAAAUUAGCUACAUUUAGACAUAUGAAUCUGAAGUUACAAUGAAAAUACUCAAAGUGUUAUAUGAUAUUGUAUUAUUGCUUUUUUCUUCAAAUUCAAUUCUUAUUUAAUUUUUAGGUUAGUAAAAAAAGCUUAUCUUAUUAUUGUUAUUAAUUAUAGGAAUUGACAUGAAGAUUGAAAAUCAUUGUUGAUAUUUUUGUGAAUUUAUAAAACUCACAAAAUUUCAAGGAAAAAAUGAACAAAUGAAUUGAUUAUCAAAUAAGUAAAAAUCUAAUGUAAGCUGUAUAAUUUUCUUUAUGGUAUUAUUACAAUUAUUGAAAAUUUUUA
This is a messenger RNA of Harmonia axyridis, 1826 nucleotides long. RefSeq names its product ras-related protein Rab-43 (gene Rab19). Gene Ontology annotation, molecular function: GTP binding; GTPase activity. NCBI's taxonomy places the organism in Eukaryota, Metazoa, Arthropoda, Insecta, Coleoptera, Coccinellidae. The record is from RefSeq and is a predicted model, not a curated record. The transcript is spliced from 3 exons. Bases 254 to 910 code for a protein of 218 amino acids. Gene Ontology annotation, cellular component: trans-Golgi network.